AUGAAGUCUUUCGCCUUUGCGGCGCUUGUCAGCGCUUGCGGCUAUCUAGGCACUACAAGUGCCUCGGUCGCGGUGAACAUCACUGUUCCCCGUGAUAUGCCAUCAAACUCGUACCCUCCCAACGGACCCCAACUCACACCCGGUCCUCCUCCGAAUGAGACGUACGAGUACAUCGUCGUGGGAUCUGGAGCGGGCGGCUCUCCCGUGGCGGCUCGACUGGCCUUGGCCGGUCACAGUGUGCUGCUCAUCGACGCCGGCGCUGAUCAUGGCCGCAUGCGCGAAGUCGAGGUACCCGCCUUGAGUAUCUGGGCCUCGGAAAGAAGCGAUCUGAGCUGGGCCUUUUUCACACAUCACUACGAAGGAGAAGAGCAGGCGGUUAGGGACAGAAAGAUGACCUAUCGUACAGAGAGUGGUGAUUUCUAUAGCGGCACCAACCCGCCCGAGGGUGCUGAGCGACUCGGCAAUUACUACCCCCGUGUCGGCGGCCUAGGCGGAUGUACGGAGCACAAUGCCAUGCUCUCCAUUCUGCCAGCCAACAACGAUUGGGACUACAUCAAGAACCUCACUGGCGACAGUAACUGGGAUGCACAAAACAUGAGAAAUUAUUACAAAAAACUCGAGAACAACCAGUACAUUCUUCCAAAUGACCCUACCGCUCAUGGGUACGGUGGAUGGCUCAGCACGCAGCUCACUCCUAUUAUUUUGGUUGCUCAGGACUUGAAGAUCAUUUCUCUCGUGGUGGCUGCCGCUUCCGCGAUCGGUGUCAACACAGAUGAUCUGGUAGGCAAGGUGUCGGACCUGGUUGAUGGGUUGCUCGGAGCUAUUCUGCCUGGCAGCCCGUCGCUUCUCGGUCUGGUCGACGGUCUGGGAAAGUUGCUCCUCAACGACAUUAACAACGACUCUCCCACUAGGGACAGCGAUACUGCUCUGGCCCAGAUCCCUCUAGCCAUGCACUCUCCCGACUACCGCCGGUCUUCGCCGCGCGACUGGGUCUACGACAUUGCCACGGCGACCAACUCUGACGGCUCUAGAAAGUACAAGCUGGACAUUGCCCUCAACACCCUAGUAUCAAAAGUCACCUUUGACAACGCGACAUCUAGUGGCAAGCCAAAAGCCAAUGGUGUCGAAUACCUAUACGGAGAGUCUCUGUACAGAGCCGACCCCAGGUCCGACCUCGAAGGCGACGGCGGUGUCGCUGGCAGCGUGUCCGCCACCCGCGAGGUCAUUGUAUCGGGAGGAACCUUUAACACGCCGCAGAUUCUCAAGCUCUCGGGCAUCGGUCCUGCCGACGAGCUGGCUCGCUUUGACAUCCCUGUCGUCAAGGACUUGCCGGGCGUUGGCACCAACCUCCAAGACCGCUACGAGCUUGGCGUUUCCGGCGAGGCGCCCUCCAACUUUUUCAUCCUGAGCGGGUGCACGUUCCUCGAGGGCGACGAGGACCCGUGUUACGACAAGUGGGUAGACGGCGUCGGCGCCCUCAAGGGCUCGUACACUACCGGCGGCAUCGCCCUGGGCCUGUUCACUCGCUCGUCCGUGGCCGAGGCCGACCACGACCUCUGGGUUGGCGGCAUCCCCGGCCUGUUUCAGGGCUACUUUCCGGGAUACUCCAAGACGGUCAUUGGCGAAAAGAACCACUGGACGUGGCUGGUGCUCAAGGCGCACUCGCGCAAUAACGCCGGCACCGUCAAUCUGACAUCGACCAACCCGCGCGAUACCCCCAAGAUCACCUUUAACAGCUUCUACGAGGGCGCCGAGGGCGCGGAAAAGGAUAUCCAGGCCGUGCUCGAGGGUAUGCGCUUUGGUAUCCAGGCAUUUGACAACCUCAUCCCCCUCGACGGCGAUUUCGAGCGGAUAUGGCCACCGCCUGAAGUCAGCUCCGACGAUGAUCUGAGGCAGUGGAUCCAGGACGAGUCCUGGGGUCACCACGCCUCGUGCUCGGCGCCGAUUGGAGCAGACGACGACCCGAUGGCUGUCCUGGAUGGACAGUUUCGCGUGCGCGGCGUCGACGGUCUCCGUGUUGUCGAUGCCUCCGUGUUCCCCAAGAUCAUUGGCACUUUCCCCGUCUUGGGAUUCUACAUGAUGGCAGAAAAGGCAGCAGAUGACAUCUUGGCAGACGCCACAUAA
This is a messenger RNA of Pestalotiopsis fici W106-1, 2124 nucleotides long. RefSeq lists its product as uncharacterized. NCBI's taxonomy places the organism in Eukaryota, Fungi, Ascomycota, Sordariomycetes, Amphisphaeriales, Sporocadaceae. The transcript is spliced from 5 exons. Gene Ontology annotation, molecular function: oxidoreductase activity, acting on CH-OH group of donors; flavin adenine dinucleotide binding. The record is from RefSeq and is a predicted model, not a curated record. The coding region runs from base 1 to 2124 and encodes 707 amino acids.